Neomonachus schauinslandi (Hawaiian monk seal) is the source of this 1617-nucleotide messenger RNA. It is a transcript of the gene SNPH, whose product is annotated as syntaphilin. Gene Ontology annotation, cellular component: mitochondrion; cytoplasmic microtubule. Gene Ontology annotation, biological process: neuron differentiation. NCBI's taxonomy places the organism in Eukaryota, Metazoa, Chordata, Mammalia, Carnivora, Phocidae. The record is from RefSeq and is a predicted model, not a curated record. The coding region runs from base 1 to 1617 and encodes 538 amino acids. The transcript is spliced from 4 exons.
AUGCCAGGCAGCGGCCCUAACGAGAGGAUGACAUGGCCUGGUCCGGCCCUCCCCGCGGCACCCCCAACGCGCCCUCUCUCCUCAGCCCCGGGGACACCACCCAUCCCGCCCUUCACCCGGACCCGCAGCCUCAUGGCCAUGUCUCUGCCGGGCAGUAGACGGGCCUCUGCUGGAUCCCGCAGGCGCACCUCUCCCCCCGUGAGCGUGCGGGACGCCUACGGCACCUCCUCUCUCAGCAGCAGCAGCAACUCGGGCUCCUGCAAGGGCAGCGACAGCAGCCCCACGCCCAGGCGCUCCAUGAAGUACACACUGUGCAGCGACAACCACGGCGUCAAGCCCCCCACCCCGGAGCAGUACCUGACCCCCCUGCAGCAGAAGGAGGUGUGCAUCCGGCACCUGAAGGCCCGGCUGAAGGACACCCAGGACCGGCUGCAGGACCGGGACACCGAGAUUGAUGACCUGAAGACGCAGCUGUCGCGCAUGCAGGAGGACUGGAUCGAGGAGGAGUGCCACCGCGUGGAGGCCCAGCUGGCCCUGAAGGAGGCUCGCAAGGAGAUCAAGCAGCUCAAGCAGGUCAUCGACACAGUCAAGAACAACCUGAUUGAUAAGGACAAGGGGCUGCAGAAGUACUUCGUGGACAUCAACAUCCAGAACAAGAAGCUGGAGACGCUGCUACACAGCAUGGAAGUGGCCCAGAACGGCACGGCCAAGGAGGAUGGUGCCGGGGAGUCGGCCGGCGGGUCCCCUGCCCGCUCCCUCACCCGCAGCUCCACCUACACCAAGCUGAGUGACCCCGCCGUCUGCGGCGACCGCCCCCCCAGCGACCACCCCGGGGCCUCUGCUGAGGACGGGGCUGACAGUGGCUUCGCGGGGCUGACCGAGGACACGCUGAGCCGGACGGACGCGCUGGAGGCCAGCAGCCUGCUGUCGUCGGGGGUGGACUGCGGCCCCGAGGAGGGCUCGCUGCACAGCAGCUUCGGCCUGGGUCCCCGCUUCCCCGCCAGCAACACCUACGAGAAGCUGCUGUGUGGCCUGGAGGCCGGGGUGCAGGCCAGCUGCAUGCAGGAGCGCGCCAUCCAGACGGACUUCGCGCAGUACCAGCCGGACCUGGACGCCAUCCUGGAGAAAGUGACCCAGGCCCAGGUCUGCGGGGCAGUCCCUGAAUUGGGGGUCGGGGGCCCAGAGCUGGAGCCCCACCCCCUGGGGCCCAAAGACCCCAACUCCGCCGUGGUGGUGACGGUGGGUGACGAGCUGGAGGCCCCAGAGCCCAUCACCCAAGGGCCGAGCGCGCACCGGCCGGGUGCCAACCCCAGCCCCAGCCCGUCGGUGAGCGUGGCGUGCCCGGUGGAAGAGGAGGAGGCGGCGGCCGCCGAGAAGGAGCCCAAGAGCUACUGGAGCCGCCACUACAUCGUGGAUCUGCUGGCCGUGGUGGUGCCGGCCGUGCCCACGGUGGCCUGGCUCUGUCGCUCGCAGCGGCGCCAGGGCCAGCCGGUUUACAACAUCAGCUCGCUGCUGCGGGGCUGCUGCACUGUGGCCCUGCACUCCAUCCGCAGGGUCAGCUGCCGCUCGCUGAGCCCGCACGGCCCGGGCGCCCCGGCCCGCAGCUCCCAGCUGUGA